GUGGUCCCAUAUUCACUCUGUUGCAAGGUCUGCAUUUCUGACAAGAAUAUUCUGCAGCCCUCAACACUUAAUUCCUUCUUCCACAUCUAAUCUCUUUAUGACAUUGAGCUUGUGAUCUUUGAUCUGUCAGCAGAAGUCAAGCAGUUGCAGUGUUGUGGGUUUGCAGUCUGCAGGUGUUUAUAAACUACAUCCUACAGGGACUAAUAACUAAAGCAAUGGACCAUCGAAUAACUAUUUGGAUAAAAGAAGAGAGAAAAAAUGACAUACCAAGUACACCAGGCUCCAUGGUCGAGGUAUACCCCUCCAGUGUGAAAAUAAAGGAAGAAUUGCAAGAUUAUGUGAAUGAAGAGUUACUUCAAGAUCCAUUGAAAAUCGUAGAGACUUGUUUCGAUGGAAAGGAAGAUGGAGGAAUGGAACUGAAUGCGAGUCCACCUGAGCGUAAUAUUGAAGUAUAUGAAGAGUUCAUCAGUACUGAAUAUGAUCCUAUCAGAGUUAAGAAAGAAGAGGAUUCGGCAUCUGAGAAUGAUUGUCUCGAUGAAUGUGACCCACUGAGCGUGGCAGAUUAUCAGGAGGGAGCAUCGGAAGGAAGCGUACCAGGCAGUAUACGAUUGAUUAAAACCACUGGUGAAGAAACAUGUCUCCAGGGAGCAACUGGUGAUGAGCUGGACAUAGGUGCAGAGAGAUCAGCACAUUCUGUAGGAAUUAGAACACCAAGAUCUUCAUGUGCUUUAAGUAGUGGGACUACACUGACAUUAAUUUGGUGGAGAUUCAUGUUAUAUUGAAAUGUGUGGUCAUGAAUAUAAUAUAGAUCACUGAUGUUCCAUCUUCUGCCAACCACCCAUAUCUACCUCCAAAUCUUCCCCAUUCCCCAUCCAUUCCAACACCACCCACCCCUUCAACUGCCCUCUCCACUCCCCCACCCCAGAAACCCCCAACUUGCACCUCCUGCCAACUGUACCUCUCUUGCCUCUUACUCCAUCCAUUCCACCCCAUUUCUUUUCCUUUUGCUGAACAUUUGUGUUGCAUUGUAGGCACUCUCAUGUUUUAGGUGCAUGUGGGAAAUGUCCUUGAGGAUCUUUCAGUUUCUAAGUUUUGUGGCAUUUCCACCAUCUCAUGUUGGUUGUGAAAAUUGUUGCAGCGGUAUGAUUUCUUUUAAGUUUCCAGGAACCAGUGAAUUAUGAUUUUAUAAUAUUGCAGCCACACAAUCAUUUUUGAAAUCAAAUUUUAUUGUGUAUCUAAAGUGCUUAAUUUACACUCCGAGUAUGGAGUGUUACACACUAUGUCUGUAAGAGGUUGCUAUGAAUGUAUAUUACAAGAAUGUGUUAAGCACUUAGACAAAUCAAUAUCCACCAUGCCUUUUAGGGUAAUGCCUCUUGUAACCCAACGAUGGUGUGGCAUGCACAGUCAUGCAGCUUUGUUACAAGCUCUGCCAUUGUUUUGACAAAUGUUAAUGUCAGUUGUUGCACUGAAGUGAUGAAUACAGACAGCAGUAAUAUACUUGCCCUUAGCUACACCAUAUUGUGUAUCAGUGGUUAUUCACUUUGCACAGUAUCAGCAAUAUUAUGUUUUUAUGGUAUGUAUUGGAUCAUGUAAUGUGAUGACUGGUUUGUAAGACAGAAAUGUUUUUUUACAAUGAUGAUGUGUCACAGAGAGGUAACAUAUAUUCUAAUAUGUAAGUAAUGUUUUCACAUAGACAGUGACUUCUUGUUAGUAUACCUUGCACAGUGUGAUAUGCACACAUUACUAAUUUUCAGUUCAACAUGCACUAAACAAUACCUGUAAAGCUGAAAUAUUGAUUGUGUGAAAUAAAUGAACAGUUUCUAGUCAAAUGGUGGAAAUGUUUUUCAAAAAAUUCUAUGUGACUGAUCCACCAUGAAGGGAAAACCAUUAUAUGAAUAAGUGAGAAGUUUACAGUGCAUUUAUAAUAGAAAUUCUCUGGUACAUUAAAACUUUUUUAUAUGUCGAACUUAGUCAUGUAUGAUACUUCUCUUUACUAAUAAUGAAGAAAUUCAUAUACUAUGGUUUGAAACUUUAUCUUGUAUUAAAACACUGAAAAUUAUCGAAAUUGAAGUGUAUUCAAAUUAAGCCUAUUGCUAAAAUUAUGAUGAUUAUUUACAGAGAAAUAUUGCAUGUGUAGAUUUAUUACACUAAUCCGCAUGGUAUCAGAUGACUGAAACUAAUGUCUUUUGCAACUUCUACAUAUUAUUCCAAUUCCAAAUAUGUUUUCAUUUUUUUCAUGUCACAUAGAGUUCUGCUGCUAUUUGACUUCGAAGGAUAUUAUUGUGCUAUUAGGUUAUGUGUACUGUUGGAGGGAAAUUUCUCAAUAAGGUGGUGUAUGCCUUCAGUUUUUUACACCUGUUGAUGCUAGUUGGUUUUGUGUGACCUUGAAAGUAUUGUUUAUCUCACUGGCUUGCAUUAUCAGUGCUAUAUUGUGAUUAUUCUGUAUAUUUAAGAUGGUGUUAAUAAAACAGCUUACCUGUUAUUUCUAGUUACUACAAUGUUAACAUGCAAGUGUUUGAACAACUCUGAUGCUUUCUGUUACUCAUAUAUUUGUGAAAAUUACACACUGCCUAAACAGAGAAUAAUUAUAACAGACUUUGUUGAAAUAUGCUUACCAGUCUUAUUUUAAAAUGUAACUUGGUGACCAGAAAACAAGUGGAUGCCAAAGACAGUUUGUCAUUAUUGUGUUGAGAGGUCAAGAUUGUGGACAACAAGGAAAGAAAACAUGCAUGCCAUUUGCAAUUCCAGUGGUGUGAAGGGAGUUUAAAAAUAACCUUAAUGACUGUUACUUCUGUUUAGUUAAUAUUCUGGGGUGCAGUUCGAAAAGUAAGAAACAAAUUGUGUAUCUAAGCAUUGAUUUAGCUGUUGGGCCAGUUGCACAUGGAGAAGUUCAGAUUACUCCUCUUGCUCCAGCUGUUGUAGAGAAUGUGGCGGUAGAUGGUGAUGAAAAUGGAGUUGAUGCAAUUACCAAAGAUGGUAAUGUUUACCAGGCUGUGUGUGACUGUCUCUCACAACUGUUCUAUCAGAGUGAACUUAAUGGCUACAUAUGAGAUUUAAAUGUGCCUAAGGAAUCUGCAGAACUACUUGGCUCCCAGUAAAUGACUAAGAAUCUUCUGGUACCAGGAACACAUUAAUGAUGGUACAGACAUACUGAGAAAGAAUUAGUUUCUUCAUUCACACAGAAUGAGUCCUUGGUUUACUGCAAUAAUAUAAACGAGUUAAUGCACUUCUAUGCCAUUGAACAUGAUCCUGCUGAGUGUAAACCUUUUCUAGACUCACCAACGAGGAGCGUGAAAGACGUUUUGUUGCAUAAUGGGAGUGCAUAUGGUUUCAUACCUGUGCUCCAUUCAGUUCAAAUGAAAGAGACCUAUGAAAACAUGAAGAUACUUUUUAACAAGUGUCCAAUAUGAGGAGCACAAAGAGCUUUUUUUUUUUUUUUUUUACUCCAGAGUUAUCAAAAUACUGUUAAAACAUGAAGUGGGGUUCACAAAAAUGCCUUGCUUUCUAUGCAAGGGCAAGGCAAAGACUCGAUUGUGAGAGUUUGGCUGGAGUGGAAAAAUUUUAUGCCUGUAACUAGAACUAUCCUGCAUGAACCACUUGUAGAAAAAAAAAACUUGCUUUCAAUACUGCUCAUAAAAUUGGGCUUGAUGAAGUAAUUUGUAAAGGCUCUACCACAGGACAGACCCUGCUUAAAGUAUCCUUCCAAGAAAUUUUUGUUUAUCACACAAGACAAAUUGAAAGCUAGAAUUUUUUUGGUCCUCAAAUAAAGGAAUUGAUGAAAGAUGAAGAUCUUGAUAAGAAAAUAAAGAAUAGAAAAAUAUGAGCAUUGACUGCCUUCUGAUCUGUUAUUGAGCACUUUAUAGGUUUAAUAAAGAUCCUAUGUUUAAAACAAUUGCAAAAUUUCAAGAUGGGUUGUAACAUGAGUGUGAAAGUCCACUUUGUGCACUCACAUAUUGACUGUUCCCUGGAAAAUUUUAUACACGAUAGUGAAGAGCAGAGUGAGUGUUUUCACCAAGAUAUUGAGGUGAUGGAGAGGAGGUUUUGGGAACUGGAGUGCAACUAUGAUAGCUGAUUACUGUCUGAUGUUGGAGGGACAAUCAUUAUAUGCAAGGUUGUGCAAGGAAGUCAAAGAAGAGAAAGUUUAAAAAUUAAUGGAAUGCUGUUGACUUCUUUUCUUAAAGGUAACCACAAAAUAAAUUAGUGAAG
Schistocerca americana (American grasshopper) is the source of this 4206-nucleotide messenger RNA. Its product is annotated as zinc finger protein 708-like. The transcript has 9 exons. Gene Ontology annotation, biological process: regulation of transcription by RNA polymerase II. Gene Ontology annotation, cellular component: nucleus. The coding region runs from base 216 to 782 and encodes 188 amino acids. Gene Ontology annotation, molecular function: RNA polymerase II transcription regulatory region sequence-specific DNA binding; DNA-binding transcription factor activity, RNA polymerase II-specific. The record is from RefSeq and is a predicted model, not a curated record. NCBI's taxonomy places the organism in Eukaryota, Metazoa, Arthropoda, Insecta, Orthoptera, Acrididae.